AUGCAGCUGUUGAGUCCUAUUCGGAAUUGGCCCCCUCGUGAGUUUUCUGAUCUGGAGGCGGAGCUAAGCCUCCAACCAGGCCCCAAAUCAGUGUUUAGGAUGUUAGACGAAAUGACGGUGUGGUGGGGCACGUGGACAAGACCAACGGUCGUCCGAAUGAAAAAUGAGCAGCCAACUAAGGCUGGUGUACAAAAAGUCGACCCACAGUUGGGGUCGGACGAGUACAAGCAAUCGAGUCUGCAGUGGAUAGAAGGAGAAAAGAGGAAUCAUGAGGAAGAAAAAGGGAGAGGAAAGUGA
Molecule: messenger RNA, 297 nt
Organism: Protopolystoma xenopodis
Lineage: Eukaryota; Metazoa; Platyhelminthes; Monogenea; Polystomatidea; Polystomatidae
Source: the annotation of a GenBank genome assembly